This is a messenger RNA of Xenopus tropicalis (tropical clawed frog), 5856 nucleotides long. It is a transcript of the gene crtc2, whose product is annotated as CREB regulated transcription coactivator 2. Gene Ontology annotation, molecular function: cAMP response element binding protein binding. Gene Ontology annotation, biological process: protein homotetramerization. The transcript is spliced from 13 exons. Lineage: Eukaryota; Metazoa; Chordata; Amphibia; Anura; Pipidae. The record is from RefSeq and is a predicted model, not a curated record. Gene Ontology annotation, cellular component: cytoplasm; nucleus. Bases 340 to 2877 code for a protein of 845 amino acids.
UAGCGAAGGCUCCGCCCCAAGCCGCAGGCCGCCACCACUUUAUUCACACCCAAACUGGCGGGCCAGAAGGUAACAGCGUCGGUGCCGCAUGGGAAUUGUAGUUUUAACGUGAUUCACUCGACGUCUAUUUCAAGCGCUUGGAACUACGUUUCCCGACAAGCAGUGGGACGUCGUCUGCCCACGUAACGCGGAGCCCGACGGGAGAUGUAGUUUCGCUUCGUGCCGUUGGGCUUUGAGUUUCUCGAGUUCAGCGGCGCGUUGGAACUACGUGUCCCGGCGUGCCUAGCGCUGUGUUUUUCCACCGGGGGUUUUCUCGGCGGCUGCGGAAGGGAGCGAAAGAUGGCGGCUUCGGCGGGGGCCAACGGGCCGGGCUCGGCCUCGUCCUCCAACCCGCGCAAAUUCAGCGAAAAGAUCGCCCUGCAGCGCCAGAGACAAGCGGAGGAGACGGCGGCCUUCGAGGAGGUCAUGAUGGACAUCGGCUCCACCCGGUUACAGGUGCAGAAGCUCAGAAUGGCGCAUAUGAGGGGCCCUUACUAUGGGGGGUCACUCCCCAACGUCAACCAGAUCGGCAGCGGCGGCAGCGCAGAGUUUCAGUGCCCCCCACAUUCCCCCCUGGAAUCAUCUCGCAGCACCCGCCACCAUGGUCUCGUGGAGAGAGUUCAGCGAGACCCCCGCCGGAUGAUGUCGCCCCUGCGCCGAUACAUGCGCCAAUUGGACAGCUCUCCCUACAACGCCUCCUACCUCUCACCGCAACAGGAGCCCAGCUGGAGAAGGAACAUGCCCUGGGGAAACUACCCCUCGGACACAGGACAGCUCUUUAGGUUGCCGACCGCCCUAAACAGGACAAACUCGGACUCUGCUCUCCAUACCAGCGUGAUGAAUCCCAGCUCACAGGAUCCAUACGGAGCCGCACAGGGCAUGGCGCUGCCCAACAGGAGAACCGCGUUUCUCUUUCCGGCGCCGGCUAUAGAGGAGGACCUCCACUCAGAUAGCAGCCACCUGCUGAGUCCGUGUGAUGCUAAAAGGAUGCUCAUGUCGUCUUCUCGGCCCAAAUCCUGUGAAGUUCCAGGCAUUAACAUUUGCCCAUCAGUGGACGAGCCCACAAGUAUCCCUCCAGUGCCCUCUGUCCUUAAUUCUGGGGGCUCACUGCCGGACCUGACUAAUUUGCACCUGCCUUCCCCUCUCCCCACCCCCCUGGAUCUGGACGAGUCAGGAUUCAGUAGCCUCAGCGGGGGCAGCAGCACUGGCAAUCUGGCCAACACCAUGACCCAUUUGGGCAUCAGCAGGAUGGGGCUGGCCCCAGAGUAUGAGAUUCCAGGUUACUCCCCAUCGUCAGUGCAGAACUCGCUGAGUCGGUCGUCCCUUCAGUCAUCACUGAGCAACCCGAACCUUCAGGCCUCCCUUAGCAACCCCUCCCUGCAGGCCUCCCUUAGCAACCCCUCCCUGCAGACCUCCUAUAGCAAUCCCUCCCUGCAGUCCUCUCUGAGCAGCCAAUCCCUGACCUCUUCCCUCAGCAACAGCAGCCAGAGCCUUCCCUCGGCCUACAGCACCCCAUCCUCGCCAUCCUCCUCAUUCCCUCCCCCGGUGCCCACCCCCAUGAACACGUCCCCGCGCCGGAGAGUCCCACUGAGCCCUCUCACUCUCCCUCUGGGGGGGGACUCUAGAAGGGCCCACCAGAAGCAGUUCUCCCCUACUAUGUCUCCUACACUGAGUUCCAUUACCCAGGGAGUCCCCUUGGAUACAAGCAAAUUUCCUGGUGACCAGAGGCUGCCCCCAUACCACUUUAGCCAUGCCAGUCUACUUCACCCGUCUCAGCAGCCUCAACAGCCCCUGCAUCAAUCCCAGCAGCCUUUGCACCAGCAACUUCAGCCGCCGUCCCAGCAGCCUUUGCACCAGCAACUCCAGCAGCCUUUGCACCAGCAACUUCAGCCGCCGUCCCAGCAGCCUUUGCACCAGCAACUUCAGCCGCCGUCCCAGCAGCCUUUGCACCAGCAACUUCAGCCGCUGUCCCAGCAGCCUUUGCACCAGCAACUCCAGCCACCGUCCCAGCAGCCUUUGCACCGUUCCCAGCAGCCAUCACAUCAGGCUCAGCAGUCGUCCCAGCAGCCACUAUUGCACCAGUCCCAGCAGCCUUUGCACCAAUCCCCACACAAUCUGCAGAAUUCUGUGCACCAGUCCCAGCAGCCUCUGCCCCAUUCCCAGUCGUCUGUCAACCAGUCCCAGCCAGCAGCCACCCCGUCCCCGCAAUCUCAGCGCCAGUCCCAGGCACCCAUGAAUCCGUCUCAGCAACAGUCUGUGAAGCAGUCCCAGCAGAUGUCUAACCAGUCCUCUCACCACAGUCAGCAGCCUCUGCAGCAGUAUUCCCAGAAGCCUUUGCAACAAGCCCCCCCAGGUUCCCAGCAAUUUCAUUCUGCAUCUCAGCACUUUCCUGCCCCGUGCCAGCAGAAUUCAGGGGGCCAGCCGUACCAGCAGCUGUUUGAGCAUUACAGCCUGGGCAGUUUGGAGCAGUUUAAUAUGCUGGAAGGACACAGUGGGGGCUUUGGUCUGACCGGGGGCUUCUUCUCUGGGGAGCAGCACGGCGGGACCCUGAAUGGCACCCCGACUCUCAACAAGCAGAACCUCAACAACUGCAGCCGCCAUGAACCCAUCCCCGAUAUCAUCCUCACAGCUGUGGACUCCCCACCAGGUUUCUCUAAGGAAAUCACAUCUGCCUUGUCCUGCGUCCCGGGCUUUGAGGUUGACCAGUCACUGGGGUUAGAAGAAGACCUUAACAUUGAACCACUCACCUUGGACGGACUCAACAUGCUGAGCGACCCCUACGCCCUCCUUACCGACCCCAUGGUGGAGGAUUCUUUCCGCUCCGACCGGUUACAAUGAAGGGGGGCGGGUUGGCUCUGGUAAAGCUUCUCCCCCCACGGCGUCCAUUUUGCCCAAGCGUUCUCAGGGGUUUCCAUCUCCAGCAUGAAGAUCCAACCAACCAAAGAAAAGCCCAACUCUUUGUACAGAGAAACAUGAACUAUAUUUACUCGGCCUGAGCAUCAAAGAGCUAAGAAUGUUCUGAUAGAAUGUUCUGGUGCUGUGCUGGACACAGAUCAUCCCCCCAAUCUACUGGGUUUAUUCUGCCUUCCUAAUACGCUGGUUUGUUUAGAUGGAAUAUUCCGAACCAGAAGAUUUAUUACAUGAUGGAGCCAGUCAUGGAGACCCUGAAGGUCCAAACUUGUAGGAGAGGAAGAUGCCAAGGGAUUCCAUAUUAGCUGGGUGAUCCUGUUCAUGUCAAAACAGAACCCAAUCAGUAGGUCAACGUGAAAGUGAAGACCCUAAGGGGCGGGAUAAUCAUGGUGGGAAGAUCCUCUCUGACAGAAUAUUGUCUAUAUAUGAGAGUAAUUCAGGUCCAACCCAGACCUGACACUAUAUCACCAAAGGCAUAGAGACCCCGGGCCUGCUCAUUCGGAGCCCAAGGGUAUUAACCUGGAGUUAUUGUCUCUGCUCUUCUGGGAAGGUUCCCACCAGAUGUUGGACCCUGUAGGCCAGUCAAGUUCUUCCACUGCCUUCUCACCAAGCUAAUUCAGUAAGGACGUUGGGUUGUGCAUAAGGUCCUUAUUGAGAUGAAGAAGGAAAAAGCCUUCAGUGAAUGUUCCACAGAGUAGGGAAUGCUAAGAACCUUAUUGAGAGCUGUAGUGCUGAGGUUUCAUUGGAAGCCAUGGCCGUUAUUCCUCCUCCAUUAAAUCAGGCAGGUAGUGUUCUCCUGGCAUCCCCAGGCUACUCCAUCAGAGAGAGAACACAUUUCCACUGCUCCGGGAGUCUCAACACAACCCUACUGGCAACGAUUGGCAUGGUGGGCAUGGGUGGGCCAUGGAAUACCCCUUUGCUUGCAGAGAGUUUGGAAUAAAAGUGACUAUAGAGAACAAGUGAUUUUAGAUAUUACUGUACUGAGACUCUUCCCACCCAUCAGACCUAUGCAAAGGGUCACUUUCUACUCAAGGGACCUGUGCAGAACUUCUACCCGUCGCCAGAUGCACGUCUCAACCAUCAGACCUAUCCAAAGGCUCAAAGGCUAUCCCAAGUUGUCCAUUGACCCUAUCACAUGGUUCAUUUCUUAUCCAUUAGGCCUAUAAACCCAACUUCCUUCCCAUCAGACCUACCCAAGGGGUCACUUCCUACUCAUGGGACCUAUGCACAGCUGACCUUAUACCCAUCACCAGAAGCAAAUGUCUCAACCAUCAGACCUAUCCAAAGACUCAUGGGCUAUUCAAGUUGUAUUUCCUUUCCAUGGAACCUAUCACAUGCAUGGAACUGAUCACAUGGUUCACUUCCAAUCCUAUAAGGCCUAUAAAUGCCCAACUUCCUACCCAUCAGACCUACCCAAGUGGUCACUUCCUACUCAGUGGAUCUAUGCAGAGCUGACCUUAUAGCCAUCACCAGAAGCAAAUGUCUCAAGCAUCAGACCUAUCCAAAGACUCAUGGGCUAUUCAAGUUGUCCAUUGACCCUAUCACACAGUUCAUUGUCUAUCCGUUAGGCCUAUAAAAACCCAACUUCCUACCCAAGAGGUUACUUCCUACUCAUGGGACCGGUGCAGAGCUUCUACCCAUUGCCAGAUGCAUGUCUCUACCAUCAGACCUAUCCAAAGACUCAUGGGCUAUUCAAGUUGUCCAUUGACCCUAUGACAUGGUUCAUUUCCUAUCCAUUAGGCCUAUAAAAACCCAACUUCCUUUCCAUGGAACCUAUCACAAGCAUGGAACUGAUCACAUGGUGCACUUCCUAUUCUAGAAGACCUAUAGGUGCCCAACUUCCUACCCAUCAGACCUAGUAAAAGGGUCACUUUCUAUUCAUGGGACACGUGCAGAGCUUCUACCCAUCACCAGAAGCAAAUGUCAACCAUCAGACCUAUCCAGAGACUCAUGGGCUAUCCCAAGUUUUCCAUUGACCCUAUCACAUGGUUCAUUUCCUAUCCAUUAGGCCUAUAAAAACCCAACUUCCUACCCAUCAGACCUACCCAAGGGGUCGCUUCCUACUCAGUGGACUUAUGCAGAGCUGACCUUAAACCCAUCGCCAAAAGCAAAUGUCUCAACCAUGAGACCUAUCCAAAGACUCAUAGACUAGCCAAGUUGUAUUUUCUUUCCAUGGAACCUAUGACACGCAUGGAGCGAUCAGACCUAGUGAAAGGGUCACUUCCUAUUCAUGGGACUCAUGCAGAGCUUCUACCCAUCGCCAGAAGCAACCAUCAGACUGAUCCAGAGACUAAUGGGCUAUCCCAACUUGUCCAUUGACCCUAUCUCACUGUUCAUUUCCUAUCCAUUAAGGCCUAUAAAAACCCAACUUCUUUCCAUGGAACCUAUCACAAGCAUGGAACCGAUCACAUGGUGCACUUCCUAUCCAUUAGGCCUAUAAAAACCCAACUUCCUACCCACCAGACCUACCCAAGGGGUCGCUUCCUACUCAGUGGACCUAUGCAGAGCUGACCUUAAACCCAUCGCCAAAAGCAAAUGUCUCAACCAUCAGACCUACCCAAGGGCUCACUUCCUUCUCAUUGGACCUAUGCACAGCUGACCUUAUAGCCAUCGCCAGAAGCAAAUAUCUCAACCAUCAGACCUAUCCAAAGACCCAUGGGCUAUCCCAAGUUGUAUUUCCUUUCCAUGAAACCUAUCACACGCAUGGAACCGAUCACAUGGUUAAUUUCCUAUCCAUGUGGCCUAUAAAAACCCAACUUCCUUCCCAUCAGACCUACCCAAGGGGUCACUUCCUACUCAAUGGACCUAUGCAGAGCUUCUACCCAUCGCCAGAUGCAAAUGUCUCAACCAUCAGAACUAUCCAAAGACCCAUGGGCUAUCCCAAGUUGUAUUUCCUUUCCAUGGAAC